GCUAUUAUUUACUUCCUGUAGCUACCUUUCGUCGUUAGCGAUCGCAUGGUGUAAAUCCGUCAUCUCAUGUGUUCCUUUCACUAUUUUGGCAGUGGCCUAAAUCGCUGCAUGUACCUCAAGCCUUGUAAAAUAUUUUGCGCUACUGUAGUCGUUAAUUUAAAGUACUAAUGUUGCAGAAGUCAUGGAACCGGGUCCUUCCUCUCUCUUGCCUGCUGCCCAGGAUCAGCCUCCGAUUUCGGCUGCCGGGAGCUCAACAGGCGCGGGAGGAGAGGCUGACUAUGCUCGGGACAUAAAAACACACUUUCGCGUGUGCCGCUUCAUAAUGGAAACAGGUGUGAAGCUGGGCAUGCGGUCUGUGCCUGUGGCUACAGCAUGUGUGCUGUACCACAACUUCUUUAGACAUGUCAGCUUAAAUGUGUAUGAACCAUACCUGGUGGCCAUGAGCUGCAUGUACCUGGCAGGCAAAGUGGAGGAGCAGCACAUCAGGACCCGUGACAUCAUCAACGUAAGCCACAGGUACUUUAACCGUGGCAGCCCCCCUUUAGAAUGUGACAAGGAAUUCUGGGACCUGAGGGACAGCGUGGUGCAGUGUGAACUUCUCAUCCUCCGGCAGCUCAACUUCCAGGUCUCCUUUGAGCACCCACACAAGUAUCUACUCCACUACUUGAUGUCUGUGAAAUCGCUCGUAAACCGCCACGCAUGGUUUCGAUGCCCUGUUGCUGAGACUGCCUGGGCGUUGCUGAGAGACUGCUACCAUGGAUCUAUGUGUAUCCGGCACACGCCCCAACACAUCGCUAUCGCGACGCUGUAUUUGGCACUCAACAGCUAUGGAGUGGAACUGCCUUUUGGGGAGAAACAUUGGUGGCAGGUGCUUUGUGAGGGCGCAACCAAAGCGCGCAUCGAUGCUGUGAUCUCUGACCUUCUCCAACUGUACGACAUGGAGGCCAAGUGUAUCUGAGGACACUGGCAGGAGACCUGCACACGCAAGACGCCAGUUGUUAAUGGAGCUGUACGUGUGCAGUCGCCAGUGCGACAUUUCUGAGGGUAACUGUGCAUGAGGGAAUUCGCACAGGAGACAGUUUUGACUAGAAAAACAAAACAAAACAAACAAAAAAAACCACGGACUGCAAUACCGAGGCGUAACACCGUGGGGAGACAAUUCCUAAGUUCCCUCUACCUGAUUUCAGACAUCUCAGGAGUGCAGCAAACCAAGAUUCUGUAGAAUUGAAUUACUGGCAGUUAAGCAUGAUUUUACCUGCAAAGACUUUUGGCUCAUGAGUUACUGUUCAUCCUCAUCAAAGGUUACAGCAGAUCCAGUCAACUCGAUGCUGUGUUGUAUUUAGUUGUCCAGUUUAAAGGCGAAAUCCAGUGCUUUCCAUGAACAAUGUGUCAUGUAAUAUGUACCCUAUUUUGACAAUGGGAUGUUAAAUCCUCUCUCAUUUAAUAGUGUUUUGAGAAGAUUUUUAUCGACAAUUACGAAUUUUCCGGCGCGCUGCCAUUUUCGCGAGUCACAUGACGUGACGUGUAAGGUGCCGCACCAAUGGCUGGAUUACAUUGUGCCCAGCGCUGAUUCCUCGCCUUCAUCCUCAUCUGAUGAAGAAAUAGCAGUAUCGGUUGGUCAUGAAGACUGAGAAAUACUUCCAUACAGAUUUGAACAUGUCGCUGCAAUUAAUGUUGAAUAUUCGGAUGGUUCUUCUGGCGGAAUGAUGCCAGAGUCUGACUACUCGGAGGCCCAGGCGCAGGACGUAAGUGCCUAAACAAAGGCCCCUGGAGCUCCGCUGCGGAUGUUUCUUCAGAUGGGAAUGACGCGGAGUCUGACCAGCGACCUCCGGCGGCGGGCUGUGAGACGAGCUUCAGCUAACGGCCUCCGCUAGACGUCGCUAGCCGAAGCUCGGCUAACAGCCUCCGCCGGAUGCCGAAGCUCAGCGGAGGCCGUUAGCUGACGUUCGGCGGAGGCCAUUAGCCGAGCUUUAUCACCUCCGCGCACGUAAGUAAUGUGACUUGCGAAAAUGGCAACGCCCCUGAAAAUUCGUAAUUGUCAAUAAAAAUCUUCUCAAAACACUAUUAAUUGCGAGAGGAUUUAACAUCACAUUGUCAAAAUAGAGUACAUAUUACAUGACCUAUUGGAUGCAUUGUUCAUGCAAAGCUCUGGAGUUCCCCUUUUAAUAUUAGCGCUUUGUCAGCCCCCUACCAAAAAAAAUCUCGUUAGAAACAUUAGGAUGCACCUCUCUGUUUUUCCCAAGGUUAAGACUCCAUUAUUGGCAGUGACAAGUGCAGAGCCAAUUUUCACAUUCAAAUAUAGAAGUUAAGGACCGACACCAUCCCCAAUAGAAGUCUUCGAGGUCGUAUUCCUGUACAUAUUAUAUUCAUGUUCAUUCACCUGCCAUAAUUUUUGGUUGACUUGCUCAUUAUAAGAAAAUCCAAAGUGAGAGAUUUAUCAUUCCAAUAAACUCUUCAAAUCCCCACCGAGGAAUCCUUAAUUUGCACCACAUCAUUAGCGAACAUUAAGGAGAAGAGCGCAUGACCACCACGACCGGCCCGUUUCUUUGCUCACAAUCAUACAGUGGCUGCAUUGAAUCAGAAUGAAGGGUCUCUCCCUUUCACCUUUACUUUGAGGUGCAUCCUGCCGGUUUGCUGGAUGUUGGUAAGGUAUUGAAUACGAGGACCGCUUGGUGCCUUCAGGAUCCCGGUAUCGUCCUUGCAAUCACGAUGGCAAUACCGUCUAAGAUCGGUGCUCCACGUCUCUCAAGUAUCUUCGGGGCUUGGUGAACAAAUUUGUUUACGGCCCUUCCGCCCAGAAGACUUUCGUCCACAAGGAGUCAGGCUCAAAUUAGAUUCAUCUUGUCAGCAGGUUUUGUGUUUAGCAGCGAGGGUACUUGGGAACUGCUGAGAAAAAAAAAAAAAAGCUUCCUCCAUCUUUCGAUUGUAUACGGUUGCUUUGUUGGUGUUUAAUAAUGCAAGAUAUUGAUGGCACCCUAAUUCAUGUCUCCCCUAACCUUUGUUGAAUAACCCCCCC
Syngnathoides biaculeatus (alligator pipefish) is the source of this 3016-nucleotide messenger RNA. It is a transcript of the gene ccnq, whose product is annotated as cyclin Q. NCBI's taxonomy places the organism in Eukaryota, Metazoa, Chordata, Actinopteri, Syngnathiformes, Syngnathidae. The record is from RefSeq and is a predicted model, not a curated record. Gene Ontology annotation, biological process: regulation of transcription by RNA polymerase II. Gene Ontology annotation, cellular component: nucleus. Gene Ontology annotation, molecular function: cyclin-dependent protein serine/threonine kinase regulator activity. The coding region runs from base 182 to 958 and encodes 258 amino acids. The transcript is spliced from 5 exons.